AUGCUCAUUAAUUUUUGUACAUCUCAAUUUGAACCAAUUUUCGAAUGUCCUCAAAUGCAACUUGAUGGUUAUCAUGCUGAAAAUCUUGCCAAAGAUUUUUCACAAAAUAAUGGUUUUCUAACUGAUCCAUUACAACGUCCACCAAUUGAUAUUUAUAUUCGAUUUCCUUUUAAUAUUGAUAUAAAACAUAUUUAUCUUAGUCCAUCAAUAGGACAUCAUCGUUCAACAUUAAUUGAAAUAAGUGUUAAUCAUCAAAUAAUUGAUGAAAAAACAUCUUGGUUAAUAAAUUCAAUAAAUAAAUCAAAUAUUUUUAAUAUUAAACAAAUCUCAUUUCAUCGUAUUGUUCAAAUUUUAAAUGAAGAUGAAACAACACAACGUAUUGAAAUAUACAAUUAUGAUAAUGAACAAAUAACUCAUAAUAAUACAAAAAAAUAUCAUUUCUCAUCCAAUUUACAUUUAAUUAAUUGUAGUACAAUUAAAAUUACAAUUAAACGUACAUGGCGUUUCUCUUCAUGUGCUUUAAAAUAUCUUCAAAUAUGGGCUACGCCGUCAAAUUCUAUACCAAUGGAAUUAAAAACUAAACUUCAACAAAUUCUUUCACCUCCUUCAAAAGAAUUAUUAUCAAUAAAUAAUAAAAAUUCUUCUCCAUCAUCCAAAAAUGAUGAAAUUCCUUUAGAAUUUCUUGAUGCAUUAACAUAUGAUUUAAUGUUAAUACCAAUGUUAUUACCAAGUGAUAAUCUUAUUGAUCGAACAACAUUAGAAAAAUGUAUUAAUGAAGAUAUACGUUGGUGUCGUUUACCACGAGAUCCAUUUACACUUGAAGCAUUUACUGAAAUAACACAACCAGUUGUUGCACAACAAUUAAAAAUUCGUAUUGAUGAAUUUUUAAGUGAACAUCAAAAUGAUCCAAAAUAUCGUAAUCAUAAAAGAUUACUCGAUGCUAAACAACCUAUUUCAAAUAAAAAUUUAUUUUCAUAUAAAAGAAAAUUUCCUGAUGAUAAUGAUAAUCAAACAAAAACUAAACGAUAA
Messenger RNA from Rotaria sp. Silwood1, 1029 nucleotides. NCBI's taxonomy places the organism in Eukaryota, Metazoa, Rotifera, Eurotatoria, Philodinida, Philodinidae. The record is from the annotation of a GenBank genome assembly.